AUGCCCGAACCUAGCUCAACAGACGACGACCUCCUUGCCCGCCUCAACGCGCUCAAGACAUCCUCCGUCAGCCUGGAUACCAACUACAGCGCUUCGAUAGCACCUAGGAGUCCUCCCAAACCCACCGAUGACCUCGCCGCUCGCUUCGCACGUCUUGGUAGCGCGUCUCCCUCAGGCUCGCCACAGCCGUCGCGUACAACGUCCACGAACAAUGCCGGCGCACCCGUCGCAGCACCAGGGGCACCGAGCUACCUGGAAGGGAUAGCCCAAGGCGUAGGAGGCUCGAAUGUAGAGUUUAACGAGGAAGAUGAAAAGAGCCUAGAAGAGUUACUGGGUGAGCUAAACGGCGCCGUCGGCGACCGGAAGGAUUGGGAUGUAUCCAAGGAGGAACAACAAGAUGUUGGAAAGCUGUUGAAAGACAUGCGCAAGAUACUCCCGGAAGUGGUGAAUACUAGGGCACAAGGGCCGCAGAGAGGGCGUACAAAAUCUGAGCAGCCAUCGAAGGAGGAGUUGACGGACUGGGAGAGCAUUGAAAUCAAUGUUGGAAGUGGGGAGGUCGGUGGAGCCAGGGAAGACACAGAAAGUGGAGAUGAGGAAGAUGAAGAUGGCAAGAAGAGAACCGAGGACGACGAGGCAGAUGAUGUGAUUGCGAGAGUUAUAGCAGAACUGGAAAUUAGCAAGAAAUACGAUCCCCCCUCUCCCCCCUCUCCCCCGUCAGAAGACGACAAGUCAGAAUCAGGAGACCAGAAGAACGCAUCAACGGCAGAUACCACAGACGGCGGCUUCACACUGCCUUCCGCACCGAAUACCCUCCCUGAAGACGACUUUGCGAGCAGUCAAGCCAUCGAAGAUGCAUUCACCGCACGCCUGGCCGCUCUAGCAGCACCUUCACCAUCACAUACAGAUUCUCUCGGCCUGCCUUCCGCCCCUUCGUUCGCACCCAGAAAUAAGCCGCCGGUAUCUACGAAUCUACAAAAGCAGGUCGAUGGGGAGAUUGACACAUGGUGUAUCAUUUGUCAAGACGAUGCGACACUGAAAUGCCUGGGCUGUGACGGUGAUUUAUAUUGCCAGAAUUGUUGGAUGGAAGGGCACCGAGGGGAGUCUGCUGGGUUCGAGGAGAAGAGACAUAAAGCCGUCUUGUAUAAAAAGAAGAAAAAACAACAGGCCGCAGCUUGA
Messenger RNA from Alternaria novae-zelandiae, 1176 nucleotides. RefSeq lists its product as uncharacterized. The transcript has a single exon. Lineage: Eukaryota; Fungi; Ascomycota; Dothideomycetes; Pleosporales; Pleosporaceae. Bases 1 to 1176 code for a protein of 391 amino acids. The record is from RefSeq and is a predicted model, not a curated record.